Diceros bicornis minor is the source of this 1727-nucleotide messenger RNA. RefSeq names its product tetraspanin 32 (gene TSPAN32). The record is from RefSeq and is a predicted model, not a curated record. Gene Ontology annotation, cellular component: membrane. Bases 131 to 1000 code for a protein of 289 amino acids. Lineage: Eukaryota; Metazoa; Chordata; Mammalia; Perissodactyla; Rhinocerotidae. The transcript has 9 exons.
GCGGACGCAGCCUACCUCCUGGGCGAGCAGCUGUGUUCUGAGGCCCCCGCCCAGCUGGAAACCACAGCGGGAGGGGAGGGAAGGGAGGGGAGAGAAGAGAGGAGGGGAGAAGAGAAGAGAGGAGACCACCAUGGGGCCGUGGAGUCGAGUCAGCGUGGCCAAAUGCCAGAUGCUGGUCACCAGCCUCUUUGUCCUGCUGCUGGGCCUUGCCGUGGCCACCAUGGCGGCUCUCACCUACUUCGGGGCCCACUUUGUGGUCAUCGGCCGCACAUCAUCAGAGAGGACCUCCUACGAGGCCAGGCACCGCUGGGCCUUCUACGUGGGCAUCAGCCUGGCUGGGCUCCUGACCCUGGGCGCCGUGCUGACCGCCGUAGCCACUGUGAGGGAGGCCGGGGGCCUCAUGGCUGGGGGCUUCCUGUGCUUUGCUCUGGUGUUCUGCGCCCUGGUGCAGGUGGCCUUCUGGAGACUCCGAAAUCCUGCCCAGGUGGAGGAUGCCGUGCUGGACACCUACGAUCUGGUGUAUGACCAUGCGGUGAAGAGCUCGUCCGGCGUCUGGCGGCAGGAGCUGGUGGCCAUCCAGGACAUGUUCCUGUGCUGUGGAAAGGGCUCUCCUUUCAGUCUCCUGGGGAGCUCGGAGGCUGACCUGUGUCGGGGAGCGGAGGCUGCGAGACAGGACUGCCUGCAGGGCAUCGGGCGCUUCCUGAGCACUCACCGAAACAUCAUCUUCACCCUGACCAGCGUCGGCCUCGCCUCCAUGGUGUACGCGAUGCUGCUCAGCUCCUUUCUCUGGUUCGCCAUCCGCUCUGGCCGCAGCUUGGACCACAAAGGCAGAUACACCCUGAACCCACGAGCCCACGGCUGCCAGUCCCAGGGGCCCGGCUUCAUCAGAUGCUCCCGGUGGGGGCCUGCACUUCAACACCCGCCUGAAGCAGAUGCUCUUGAUGGCCAUCUGGGCCCACACGGACCCUCAGACAGCCCCCGGCUGCUCCAGGACAACUGACACUGUUUCAGUUGCCAUCCUGUCACCCGUCUGCCCACAGAGAUGAAGACACUCUGGCCUGGGCCCAUGUGGUUCCUGUGAGGAGGAUGUGAGCUGUUUCCUCCACACCGUGGUGGGAUGGGGAAGGAGGAAAAGACCCGAUAAGCAGGCCCUGUUUAAGCAGACGGAGGGAUCAGGGGUCACUCACAGAUGCCGUGGGACAGGCUGGGAAGUGAGUCAGAAUAGAGAAGCCAGAGGGCAGGCCUGACUGGACUCUCUGCUUACGGUCUCACAAGGUCAGAUGCAGGGUGGGCCAGGCUGGGCUCCCCCUGCAGCCUCUGGGAAGGAUCCAAUUCCAGGAUCCGUCAGGCUGUCAGCAGAAUUCACUUCCUCCGUCUUUAAGUCAGCAGUGGCUUGUCGAGUCCUUCUCUCUUGUGCUGGGAAUUUCUUUGACUUCCCCUCUCCUCCAGGCUAGAGAAAGCGCUCUGCUUUCAAAGGCUCGUGUGGCUAGAUGAGGUCCACCCAGGUGACUCCCCAUCUUACGGGGAAAUCCUGCCACAUUCCCAGUGAUCCUGUGUUCACAAGAUCAAGGCACUAAGGCAGGACAUUGGGGGGAGGGGCAUGUUAGAAAUUCUGCCUGCCACAGCCACUCCCACUGGACAUCGAAACCACCUCUCCAAUGAAUUCUUUCUAACUGUCUCCGAGGGUUUGCAUGCUUUGCUCAAAAUCAAAAGUCCUGGGUGGAACA